Musca domestica (house fly) is the source of this 2063-nucleotide messenger RNA. Its product is annotated as ATP-binding cassette sub-family G member 4. Bases 30 to 1958 code for a protein of 642 amino acids. Gene Ontology annotation, cellular component: plasma membrane. The transcript has 8 exons. Gene Ontology annotation, molecular function: ABC-type transporter activity; ATP hydrolysis activity; ATP binding. The record is from RefSeq and is a predicted model, not a curated record. NCBI's taxonomy places the organism in Eukaryota, Metazoa, Arthropoda, Insecta, Diptera, Muscidae.
UUCUAUUUAGUAUUGUUUUCAACGUUGAAAUGAACGAAUUUGAGUGCCGCGCAUUGUCGCCAUCGGCCGAGCAUGGAAAUGAAUUGCGAUCGUUGUCGCGAGUUGCGGGUGUCAAUAUCAAGUUUGUGGAUCUAACGCAUUUUGCCCGAAAUGAAGAUCGAACUCAGAAACAAAUUUUAAAUGGUUUAAGUGGUGAAUUUCGGGCCGGUGAAUUGUCAGCCAUUAUUGGACCAUCUGGAUCUGGAAAAACUACACUCAUCAAUCUGUUGGCAAGUUACAGAAUCAAACCUAAAACGGACAACAUAUUCAUCAAUGAUAGGCCACUGGAUCGGGGGAAGUUUCGAAAAAUUUCCCGUUAUGUGUUGCAAGAAGAUUACCUUUGUCCUCAUUUCACGAUUGCCGAAACAAUGAUGAUGGCUUCGAAAUUUAAACUGAAUCCCCAGUGCAGUCCUGAGCAACGGUCUGCCACAAUUACAACUCUCUUGCAGUUUUUCAACCUACAGGACCAAGCGAACACAAGGAUACAAAAUAUAUCGGGCGGGGAAUUGAAGCGUGUGUGCAUUGCAGUGGAGUUGAUCAAUAAACCGGUGGUUAUAUUUCUCGAUGAACCAACAACAGGUUUAGAUGAGUCCACAGCCUAUCAGUGUCUGUUGCAGUUGAAACAAUUAUCCCAGAAUGGUCACACUGUCAUCUGUACCCUACAUUCACCCUCAAGUCGACUGUUACAAUUAAUUGACAAUCUUUACACCAUGGCCGAAGGCCAAUGUGUCUAUCAGGGUGCUGUUCAAGACGUUGUCCAGUAUUUGGAAUUAUUUGGUCUCAAGUGUCCGAUUAGCUAUAAUCCAGCUGAUUUUCUUAUUGAAGCCACUACCAAUGCCUAUGGCAAUAUUCACGAUAACAUGGUCAGAGCUAUGGAAAAUGGUAAAGUACUCAAAUGGCGCCCAAUGCCAGAGAAAAAUUUACAAAAUGCUCCGGCACCAAGUAGUGUCAUUAGACUUACAUUACCGGCGAAUAAUCUGGAUUUGGUAUGUGAUAUUGAAUUGAAAGAAGAUUCCACGCAGACUUCUUGGUGGCUACAAUACAAAUGGCUGUUGCAGAGAAUACUUUUACAAACAGUUAGAGAUAAGAUCAACAUUAGCUUAAGAAUAUUUGCUCAUCUAUUCCUAGCAUCAUUGAUUGGUGUAGCGUAUAUUGGCAUUGGUAGGAAUGCUUACUUUGGCAUGUACAACUAUCACUUGAGCAUGCUGACGGUGGUGGUGUGUGUCUUCACAGCCAUGUGUCCGGUGAUAGCAACAACUGGUCCAGAAAUGAAAUAUUUGCAAAGGCAAAUCUAUAAUCAAUGGUACUGCCUGAGUUCAUAUUUUAUGGCCCUGUUAACUUCACACGUAUUGUCGGUUAUAAUCAUGUCCAUAUCGGCUUCAGCAAUUCUUUAUUUCUUCACCGAACAGCCGAUGCAAUUCUUUCGUUUUGCCUUAUUCACGGGGAUAAUAUUUCUCACGUCAAUGGUUGCCUCAAGUCUGGGUCUGCUGUUUGGAGCCAGACUUAAAUUGCAGCAAGCCUUUUUCAUCGGUCCCGCCUCCAUUGCAGUCUUUAUUAUCUUGGCGAAUUAUGCCACGGAACGUGGCCACAUAAGUACACUGGAAAGAGCCAUAAUGUAUACCAGCUGUUUGCGUCACUCGCUGGAAGGUAUUUUGGCAGCAUUGUUCAAAUUCAAUCGUGCCGAUUUGAUUUGCCCGCCUACGGAAUUUUUCUGUUUAAUGGCCAAGCCGCAAAGUCUGCUCAGAUUGGUGGGAAGUUUAGAUGUGGAUUACAAUCGAUCCGUGCUAUUUCUGUUGGGUUACUAUGUUCUCUUUACGGUGCUAGCAUAUUUCGCCCUUAGAUGGCGCCUAAUGCGUGCCCGAGUAUCACAUCUCCAGGUGAAAUGGUAUGUGGGAAGAUGUUUUUGUUUGAACCGCUGAAUUUUAUGUGUGAUUAUAAGUUUUAUCGAUAAAUGUAUGGUAGCUUUAGGUAUUAUUUUGUAAGAUUUGUAAGGAAAAUAAUAAAAAAAGACGUCAAGGUUUAUU